Messenger RNA from Quercus robur (English oak), 3966 nucleotides. RefSeq names its product tubulin-folding cofactor C. The transcript has 5 exons. The coding region runs from base 60 to 1148 and encodes 362 amino acids. Gene Ontology annotation, molecular function: tubulin binding. Gene Ontology annotation, biological process: tubulin complex assembly; post-chaperonin tubulin folding pathway. The record is from RefSeq and is a predicted model, not a curated record. Gene Ontology annotation, cellular component: cytoplasm. Lineage: Eukaryota; Viridiplantae; Streptophyta; Magnoliopsida; Fagales; Fagaceae.
CUUCUAUUUCGUUCCUUUUCUGAUCUCUCUUCUCUCUUCUCUCACACACACACACAACAAUGGAAAACGAAGAAGUUCUCGCAACCUCAAACGAACCCCUAGACCCUAACCUCCACAAGAAGCACAUCUCAAUGAUCGAGCGCCUCUCUAACCGCCACCAAACUCGCCUCGACAACUCACUCGCUCGCCAAUCCGAGUCCGACUCGUCCUCCUCCUCCACCGCCACCGCCACCACCACCGCCUCUUUCCUCUCCCGCUUCUCCGACUCCAAGCGCUCCAUCGACUCCCAACUCGCCCAGUCCCGACUCACCGAUCCCGCUCAACUCAGAUCUCACCUCGACGGCAUCUCCGCCUCCAUUUCCGACCUCGAAAAGCUCGUCGCCGAGUCCUCCUACUUCUUGCCCUCCUACGAAGUCCGCUCCUCUCUCAAAACCAUCUCCGAUCUCAAACAAACCCUUGAGAAUCUCAACUCCGAGCUCAUUCCCAAGAAGAAAUUCUCUUUCAAGAACAAAGCCUCCAAGCAAGACCGGGACCGAUCAGUCUCCGAUUCAAAACAAACCGCGCCGGAAAAUGCCGAUUCGUUUUCAGUUUCCCUCGAGAAAUUGAGUUUCCAGGUGAGAGAUUCGCCCGGUUUGAGAAACAAAAACGGCGAGACUUUGGUGAAGAAUUUCAAAGGCUCGGAGGUUGGGGAAUUCACGGUUUCGGAUCUCGAUUCUUGCGAAGUGAGACUGAUUGGUUCAGUGAGAGCAUUAUUUGUUCAUAGGCUGAAGAAUUGUAGGGUUUAUGCUGGGCCUGUAACGGGCUCCAUUCUGAUCGAGGGAGCUGAGGAUUGUGUGUUUGUAAUGGCGUCGCAUCAAAUUCGGAUCCACAAUGCGAAGGGAACCGAUUUUUAUUUGAGAGUGAGGAGUAGGCCGAUAAUUGAGGAUAGUACUGGGGUGAGGUUUGCGCCGUAUUGUUUGAGCUAUGAAGGGAUUGAGGAGGACUUGAGGGAAGCGAGUCUCAAUGAGGAAACGGGGAAUUGGGGCAAUGUAGAUGAUUUCAAGUGGUUGCGUGCAGUGCAGUCACCGAAUUGGUCGGUUUUGCCGGAGAAUGAGAGGGUUGGGAUGGUACAAAUUUCGAAUUCGGGUGAUGGAAUUGAAGGAAAUUAGCUUUGUUUGAUCUUUUUUUUAUUAGUGAUUGUUCAAAAGUGUGUGUUUUAGUUUAGGGGGCCUGUGGAGCUAUUCAAAUUUCAGUCUGUAACUCAAGCUUCAUCGUCAGCUUCGCCGUUCGCUCUAAUCUGCGUGUUGGGUCAUCGCCGUCGCUCGCUGCAUGUUGGGUCAUUGUUGCUCGCUGCAUGUUGGGCCAUCGCUGUCCCUGCUGUCCCUCACUCUCUCUGACCUUUACCGCUGAUGGUUUUACUUUGUUUCUAGUGGGUUUUGGGAUUUUGAUAAAUGGGUUUUUGGAUCUUUGGAUUUGGGUAGGUUGAUGAUGGUGAUGAUGGUGAUUGGAUCUUUGGAUUUUUGUUGUGUGGCUUGAUGAUGGUGAUUGGGUAGGUUGAUGAUGGAUCUUUGGAUUUGGGUUUUUGGAGGCUGGUUGAUGGUGGUUCGGUUGAAUGGGUAUGUGAAUUUCAUUGAUGGUAGCUUGGUUGAAUGGGAUGGUGGCUAGGUUGUUGUGUGGCUUGAUGAUGGUGGUUGGAUGAUGGUGGCUGUGUGGGUUGUGUUGGGUCCGUGAGAGAGAUUACAGCGGGAAAAAAAUGAAUAUUUUAUUGAAUAAAUGUGUAUAAUAGAGAAACUGAUGUGGGAGUUUUGUAAAAAUAGGUGUGCAAAAUAGAAAAAGCAAGUUUUUUUUUUUGCAAAAUGGACAAAUUUUUUGCAUCAACUGAUGCAGAUGCUCUAAGAAUGGUUGCAUCCACCCCCCUCUCUUAUGUUAUGGGUCCUGAUGUUUGUUGUGUUAAAAGGAUAGUGCCAGAGAAACUGAGUGUGGAAAUAUCAUUUCCCUUGACUUGAACAUCUCCCCCCAAACCUCCACUCACCUUACACGUGGGGAGCUACCAGUUACCAUUCCACCUACAAGGAUUUAACUAUUUGUUGGCCUGGCCUAUUUCCACACUAAGAAUGGUUGCUUCCACACCCUCUCUUAUGUUGUGGGUCCUGAUGUCUGUUGUGUUAAAAAGGAUGGUGCCAGAGAAACCGAGUGUGGAAAUAUCAUUUCCCUCGAGUGAGAAUCUAGCCAGUUUGUAUUAACAAUUCCAAUUAAAGAACAACAUGUUUGAAAAUGAAGGAAUUUUGCACUUAAUUUAUGGUUAAAUAAAUGUAUGUGGAAAACGAAAUCAAAGAUCCUAAAGGUUUGAUCCUUGUCUUUACAAUUUACACUAUGUUUGUUUGCACAUGGGUAGGGAAGAAGAGAAGAAAAAUAGAAAAGGAGGAAUAAGGGGAAAAAGAGAAAAUAAAAUGUUUCUAGAAGAAAAUAUUUUUCUACAUGUUUGGUUUGCACAAGAAAAGGAGAGGAAAAUAAAUGAUUUAACCUUUAUGCCCUUAAUCAAAAAUAAUUUGGUCCUUAAUGAGGAGCAUAUGCAGAACUUGUGAGUAAUUUCAAACAAAUGAUUCGCAUGUUUCAGAUGUCAAGCUUUCUUUCUUCCCAUUUCUAAUAAUUUAGGCAGACACUGGAAAUUCAGUCUCUUCUCUCAAUUUUCUCUUCACUCUGCUUCCUAGAUGUUUGACUGAGAUCUAGAUUUGAUCAAACUGUUAAAAUACCUCCUUCAGCAUUGUCAAAGUUGGAUUUGGCAGGAUGAGAUCUCUAGGAUACAUCCAACCUAUCAAAAGUGAGAGCAUGGAAUCCGGUAAAGACUUUCUGCUUUCCAGCCUAUUUAUAAUUGUCUUUCCAAGAAAAUCAUAGACACAUCAGAGAGAAGAUGCCCCUGCACAUGGUUUGUUACUACCUUUUCAUUUCAUAUGUUGACAUUUUUUCUAAAAGCUUGCUCCAAAUCAGUCUAUUGGUGUUGAUUUCAAUAAUCAAAAUGUUAGUGACUUUGAGAUGGCUUUAAUAAAGUUUCUUGUCGAAUUAGGGACUUGAGGUCGAAUUUUCUCUACACAAGAAAUUCAUCAGUGUCUUCUUGACUUUAUACUUUAAUAGUAAAAAACAAUUAUCAUAUAGUGAAUGACAUAUAGAUUCCAAUCCAAUUAUAUCUUAAAAAGUAUCUCAAAAAAAAAAAAAAAAGAUUAUAUCUUAAAAAAAUAAAAAAGCAAAAAGAAAAAAAAGUUUAGGUUAAUAUAAAAUUGAACUUGUAUAUUUAAGUACACAUGGGAAGGCGACCUCAUAGCUAACUGUAAGAGGACGCUCUCACAGUAGCCUUACUGUCAUAUCCACUAAAGAUUGUUUUGUCUUUUCAAUUCUCUUUCCUACCAACUCCAACUUCGGGUUUAGCAUGCAGCAUAUUAAAAAUGAUUGCACAAAAUAUAAUCAAACUUUGACUUGAUAUUGCAUUGCAGCCAGUACACUGAUACACCCAAUAACAGAGAUGAUGGUGGCGAUCUUUUUUACUUUGAACUCCAUGUGACCAGCUUUGCAUGCAGCAUAUAUGAACCUUUGGAUAGAUCUUUCACACUAUCCAUUUAGAUACAUAUAAGAACCAACCUGGAUGAUAGUGAUCUCUCAUCUCUCUCUCUCUCUCUCUCUCUGAACAUUUGCUGCUACAUACACAAGUGCUUAUCUUCUUACCAGGCCAAAAACACCAAAAAAGUGCUCAUAAAUUUUGUUUCCAUUCUCCCAUUCCAUCAAUAUUGCCUCCAGCUCCUCCUCUACCAUGCUUUCUUUGGUCAAAAUCCUCUUCUAAGGUAGAAGAAGACACUUUACAAGAUCACUGCAAUUCUUUAAGGUAUGUUUAUCUUAUAUAUAUCAUAAAGCUUAAUAAUUGCAUAUGUAAUCUGUGAUUGUGUUGUAUUUUUAAUGCAAAUGCGACCGGACCGUGGUCCAAAAUAUUAGAUUUUA